AUGAAUAGUAGCAAUGUUGCUUCAGCCGAAGAAAUCCUGAAACAGGGACAAAUGGAGCGUGAAGAUGUUAAUGCACAUAUUGAAGACGUUAAUGCACAUAUUGAAGAUGUUAAUGCACAUUUUGAAGAUGUUAGUCAACAAGUUUUGCGAAAUGAUAUCUGGAAUGCUCUAAAAGCGGAUGAAAUAGCCGAAGCGUCACUGCAAGUUUCAGCUGAAACAGUCGAUUCUUUUGCUGGAGAUGCGCAAAGUCAUCUUUUUGGGCAAUUCCUAUCAAUUGCAACCAACUUCGCUUCGUUACCAUUUGCUGAAAACCUGCACAGAAUUCCAGAAUUAGUAGAAAGUAUUAAGGGAUUGCUAGAAGACAUGAUGAAAGAAGUUCGAGAAUACAGUGAUAUGGCAAGUGAAUUUCGUGAUCUUAUUCAAUGUUUUGUUCAAAUGGUAACGCAAUUAAAACAUAACGUUAAUAUGAUGCUUCCUUUGCUUACAAGUGCCAAAUCACAAAUAGGCGUUCUUGGAGAUGUUAUGAGUACAGAUUCAAGUAUAAAAAUGAAUGACGUGGAUAAAAAAGAUCUUCAACUUGCUCUGAAUCGACUGUCAACUGGAAUACAAGACUUACUCAGCUUAGCUAAAUCAACCAGAGCUGAAAGUCAAAACUUAGGCGGCCGUAUACACAAUAUGACUAACUCGGUUCAAUCAAAAAAAAACAUUGUUAAGGAACGAAUUAAAAUAGUAAAUUUUUGUUUGCAUAAUGCCGCACCAGCCGCUUCGAUUUUACCUAGUAUUGUAGUUGGAGGACUUGUUGCAGCUGACUCGUUUGGUGGUAUUGGAGCAUUAUCUGUUUCUGGAUUGGCUUUUCCUCCUAUUACUGCUAUCGUCGGUGCAUGCGUUUUAGGUGGAGCUGCUACUGGAUUAGCUAUUCUUUUAGUAAAAAAAUUUUGGCGCCGCCAUCAAUUGAAGGCACUCUGCUAUCUUACCAAAAUAUUUGAAGGUUUAGUUGAAUUAAGUUCAGCGAAUAGACAUUUCAUGGGCUAUAUGGCCGAUACGGAGGAGAAAGCAAAUAAAGUUUCACAAAAUAUUCAAGAUAUUCAACUAUGUUUAGAGAGUGAAAGACAACGACGAAUGAAUAGUGAUGUCUGCAAUAUAGCUAUAAAUUCAACAACAGCAAUGAUAGAAAGUCUUGAACAAAUAUCUAAGUUAGAUAUAUCAAAAUGGUCUGACACUUCUCGUAUGAUCAGUUUCUCAAAUCAAAAUGUGACAAUGGAUGCUAUUACAAACUAA
This is a messenger RNA of Adineta ricciae, 1278 nucleotides long. The record is from the annotation of a GenBank genome assembly. NCBI's taxonomy places the organism in Eukaryota, Metazoa, Rotifera, Eurotatoria, Adinetida, Adinetidae.